CGCGAUAGUGUGUGAAUAGUGAUCUUGUUCGAUUUGUUGUCGAUUUAAAUUAAUACAAAUUUUAAAUAAUUUAAUUAUUUUAGAAUUGAAAAAAUGGUCCGACUUAAUGCCAUACGAAUUCGUGAACAGGUUUAUCCCGAUCCAGACUAUGAACACUUGGAUAUCAUAAAAAUCAAUCGAAUGACCGAUGCUGAUUGUCGACGAGUUCUUGAUUCAUUGAAACAAAACGAUGUUUCAAGUUCAAUUAAUCGUAAUAAAGUCACUGAAAAUAAAAUUCGUUCCAAUUCGAAGCAUUUGCAAUUUAAACAGCAAAACAAUGAAUCUAACCAUGUGACACAACCUUUGAAAAAACCACGUCUUGAUCAGAACAAACAGGAAAAGGAUCAAAUCGGAUGUGCUCCAGUGAAUCGAAUGUUACCAUCCAAAUCGGAACCUAAAGCUAGUGAUAAAUUUGCUAAACCAGUAACACAAUUCAAAGAAAUUUCUAGUUUUCUAAUUGAACCACCUCCUGCUUGUUAUUCUAAAGCAGCUCAAGAUUCCCGUUUGGCUUUUCAAGUCAUCUAUGGUCGAUACAAGCCAUACAAAAAGAAUAAAGAGUGGACAUAUGAUGGCUUUUUGGCUAUCAAACCAGAAGGAAUUACUCUUUAUAAAUGUUCAGGAGCUAUUGAAAGUCGUUUGGAACGUGCAACCGAAAAAGUACCAAAAUAUUUUUCAACCGGCACUCAUUUAAUUAUUGGACAAUGGGAAUGUGAAAUAUGUGAUCAAUUAUUGUUCAGUGAAUUCGAAACUGGAGCUUAUUUUGCUCCCGAUAAUUAAAAUUGAUUAGAUUGAGUUUUUUCAAUUAUCGCAAAUUAAAUUUGAAAAACUUAGUUUUUUUUCUAAAUAAAAUUAUAAAUAUAACCAUUAA
Messenger RNA from Dermatophagoides pteronyssinus (European house dust mite), 907 nucleotides. RefSeq lists its product as uncharacterized. The record is from RefSeq and is a predicted model, not a curated record. Lineage: Eukaryota; Metazoa; Arthropoda; Arachnida; Sarcoptiformes; Pyroglyphidae.